Cucumis melo (muskmelon) is the source of this 1306-nucleotide messenger RNA. RefSeq lists its product as uncharacterized. NCBI's taxonomy places the organism in Eukaryota, Viridiplantae, Streptophyta, Magnoliopsida, Cucurbitales, Cucurbitaceae. The transcript has 2 exons. Bases 177 to 974 code for a protein of 265 amino acids. The record is from RefSeq and is a predicted model, not a curated record.
CCACAAAUGCAAAUUAUCUAAACUUUCUUUAAUUUCGGUAAAAAGAAACCUAAAUAUAAAGUUCCCUUCCAUUUCACACUUUACCACAAACAACUUGAUACCAACCGGAAGUUUCCUAUUGCGGACUCGAAUCUCCCCUCCUACCGCCUCUUCUCCGCUUUUUUGUCAGGAACAAAAUGGAAGAUGUUCUAACGGAGAUUCCCCCUCCUUCAAGGUUUUUCCAAGAUGAUCUUAAUAAUUUUGCUCCUCCAUCACCAUCUCUUCCUUCCCCAUUUCUUUUGUUACCCAAUUCUAAACCUAAUGAACCUCUCCGCCCCUCUCUGCUUGUCAUUGCCAUUUCUUCUCCUUCUCUGCAUCUUUUCCAUCAUUUAUCUGCUAAAACCCUUAUCGGAAGUCUCAUCCUACCUGAAAUUCCUUUCUCUGGAAACCAUAUCCAGCCGUCGCGUGAUGACAAAUCUUGCAACAUUUACUCCAUUGAUCAAGAUAAUGAACUCAUUAUUCUUGUCUCCGUUCAGUUUUCUGUUCCUGCAGAGAGAUCUCUCCUUGUUGCAAAACUACUACUUGAUAAUAAAAUUAUUCCUGAGAGGGUUCUGAUCUUAGAUAGUCUUCAGAGCCAGAAUUUUAGGGGGAAGCUCUCGCCUGAUGAGACUGUUGCUUUCAAGUUGGAGACCUCUUCUGAAAGGAGUAAAGAUGAGGGUAAUGGCGGUUCACAAAUGUUAGAAGGCCUGGAUUACUAUCCAUCAGGAAGUGUUGUAGAUGGCUUGGCUGCUGCUUUGCUUGGACGUUGUCAGAUGAAGAAUAUCAAGGGAGCACUCUGUGUCUCAUGGCCUGAAUAUGGAAGCGAGGUGGUAUCUCUGCUCAAAUCUUUGCUUCACCAAAAUGCACUAUUGCAACCAAUAUUAGAAUUUUGCACUGAAAGUAUUAAUGGGGAUGAGUAUGUGAACCGGAUUAAGGACCUCGAUUUAUACACCUGAAAGAGUUGGGUUUUCAGAUUCUAUUAUAUAUUCCCUGUAUGGUGGACAUUGUUUCUUCUUUCCAUUUCACUGUGCUCCGGAAAAUGUAGAAAUAGAUGUUAAUGUGCAAGGUCAUUUGUUGAGGGAGAUGAAAUUCAGCCAUUGGUUCUUUAAGGCCAGUUCCUAAGGUUUUAUGCUGACUGUUAUGGGCUAUUGAAGGUUUUUGUGUAAUUCUUUUAGUGUUAGGCUGUUAGCUAGCUAAUACCAACGAUACAUUCAGCUCUUUAUGAUGCUUGAGAUGAUAGUUAUUCUAUUAAUACUUGCACUUGAAGCUCUCCGUUUGUUAUUUUAAA